Messenger RNA from Nezara viridula (southern green stink bug), 420 nucleotides. The record is from the annotation of a GenBank genome assembly. Lineage: Eukaryota; Metazoa; Arthropoda; Insecta; Hemiptera; Pentatomidae.
AUGGAACGUACACGGAAGAACACACACACUCCGAACAUACUGCACGCUGGAGCACUCCUACAAAAGAUGUACAAAGAAGAGGGGGGUCAAUGGCUCGGAACCUAUAUACGUUCUGUAGUAAAAGGAGCAAUAUCUGCCCUGUUAAAUCAACCAUUCUCGUUUAAAGCUGGUUGAGGAUCGGGUGAGGAAGAGACCCCCUCACCUCCCCCGUCUGAGACCGAAGAUCCCAACUGGGGCAAGCGUCACGUUCGAGAGAAUGCAGCAGUGCAGUCCUCUCCAACUAGCAAUCGCCGUCACAGCAGUUCCUUAUCCCAUUACUUCUUCUUUCCUCCAUCUCCACUACCUCUGCCCUAUGCUAUAUUAAUUGGACGUAGUCAGCUACCAAUUGAUGGAGUGCUCCCCUACAAUUUUCGAACAUAA